Messenger RNA from Staurois parvus, 340 nucleotides. NCBI's taxonomy places the organism in Eukaryota, Metazoa, Chordata, Amphibia, Anura, Ranidae. The record is from the annotation of a GenBank genome assembly.
CACUGAUAGGUGGCCCUGACUGGCACUGAUAGGUGGCACUGAUUGGCAGCACUGAUAGGUGGCACUGACUGGCACUGAUGGGUGACACUGAAAGGCAGCUCAGAUGGGCACUGAUAUGUGGUAUUGAUGUGCACUGGUAGGCACUGAUAUGUGGCACUGAUGGGCACUGGCACGAGGCACUGAUGAGCACUGACGUAAGGCACUGAUGGACACUGACAGGUGGCACUGCUGGGGCUACACUGAUCAUCAGGGCACACUGAUCAUAACUGUCAGCGUGACAGCUCGAGAGGAGAGAAAUACCGAUAACCGGCAUUUCCCUGUUUUACAUGUGAUCAGCUGU